This is a messenger RNA of Dichotomopilus funicola, 1371 nucleotides long. RefSeq names its product heterokaryon incompatibility protein-domain-containing protein. NCBI's taxonomy places the organism in Eukaryota, Fungi, Ascomycota, Sordariomycetes, Sordariales, Chaetomiaceae. Bases 1 to 1371 code for a protein of 456 amino acids. The transcript is spliced from 3 exons. The record is from RefSeq and is a predicted model, not a curated record.
AUGGAUCUCACGCCGGGAUGUGGAAGCCCACCGGGGGCAGUUUCCCGUAACGCACGAGUCGCCCAUCAAGAGCCAUCAUCUGAUCAAGAUCCAAAACAUGGUGUUUGUCCCGGCUGCGGCAAUCUCAACGCCGAUUACUUUGAGCCUCCGGAAGACGAGCGGCUGGUCACCAAUGCCCCUGCGGGCGCUACCCUUAGAGUUCCCGUGGUGGAAUUGAGGAAUGCUUCGGCGCAUUGUCUCGCUUGUCGGGCUAUUAUCGGGCUUCUCGAGGACAACAUUGAAGACUUUGACGACGAAGAGCUCGUGGUGAUCAAAGCAUACGAGAGAAAGCUGGUGUUUGAACUGAACCAAUAUGGCCGUCCAGACGGGAGGUUUGAACUGUACCGGCACAGCGAAGGCCUCAUUAAAACGGCCAGUUUGAAAGCCAAGGUAGCCAAGGAGCUCUGGCCCGCCGUUGGGACGGCAAGGACUCUUGGUCCUUCCUUUUCGAUUUCGGACGCGUGCUGUCUGAUUGCUCCGUGGAUGGACGAAUGCAAAUCAUUCCAUUGCGAAUGUACUAGGGACGAGGACGAGAACCCACCCUUGCCGACGCGCCUGCUGGCAGUUGGGGAUGAAAAUGGAACGGCUCCGUACCUGUACGAAACACAAGCAAACGAAAUAGGGCAAUACGCUGCCCUUAGUCAUUGCUGGGGUCCGCCCGAACACCUCCCUCCCAGAACAACCAGAGAAAACCUGGGCCUGCGAAGACUGUCGAUUCCAAUAGAGGAGCUUCCACCAACGUUUUCCGAGGCUGUCCAGCUCUGUCGAGGCUUGGGGAUUCCUUACCUCUGGAUCGACUCUCUCUGCAUCAUCCAAGAUGAUGCUGCCGAUUGGGAGCGAGAAGCGGCUCGUAUGCAACAAGUAUACAAGAAUGCGGUCCUGACCAUCUCGGCCGACGGCGCCGUGAACAGCAGGGUGGGCUUAUUCAAGCCGGUACGUGACCGCAGGCUUCCUCGGUCCGUCACCACGUGCUGUCCCGUCGUCGCCGUCGCCGAAAGCGAGGGCGCUGCUACUACCGAGCGGUCCGAGCCAGAACGUCUUUGUGGUCGAAGAACCGACUUGUAUGUGGGCCUCGAGCACGAGUGGAUUCUUUCGCGGCGCAUCGCCCAUUUUACCACGGGCGAGCUCCUCUGGGAUUGUCUAGGGGCCGAAGGAUGUGAAUGCCAGACCCAGUUAACUUCGCGAACAUCGACGUCCGACAUACGGCGCCAAGCGUUGCCUGAGGGCCACGGCUAUUGGGGCACAAUCGACAAUGCAGAGUACUGGGGGACAAUGACUUCCCGCUCUCUCUGGUGUAGCAAAAUCCUCUGCUGGCGAAAGGCUCCCCAAUGA